AUGGCACGUGUCACCAGAUCAUCAACCCAGUCCACCAAGGCAAGUAAGUCCAGUAACCCUGUUCGCAAGACACCAAAGUCUACAGAACCUGGAGAGAAAACUAGCGUAAAGGUGCAACAAGAACAAAAACAGAAACAAAAGUCUGAAACUGAAGGUGCAGCUCCAGUUGACGAGGAGGAGUUUCAAUUGCCAUCCGAUGACUCCGGUGGCGAGGAGACCGACAGCGAGCUGGUCAUCCACGAGGGGGCUGACGACCAGGAUGUGCAAGAUUCUUCUGAGAAUGUAACCAGGACGAGUCAGUCUGGUCAUACCGUCAUCAAGCCGGGCAAGACGAGCACCGUUGAGAGCAGUGCUCGUAAGGGUGCUCGUAGGGGGGUCAUUUACAUUGGCAGAUUACCACAUGGAUUCGAGGAGAAGGAGUUGAGACGCUAUUUCCAGCAGUUUGGAGAGAUUCUGAGGUUGAGGUUGUCAAGAAACAAGAAAACUGGGAAUUCCAAGCACUAUGCAUUUCUGGAAUUCAAGGAGUAUGAUGUCGCCAAGAUCGCUGCCGAGACAAUGAACAAUUACUUAUUGAUGGGACAUUUGCUAAAGUGUUCUCUCUUGGAGGAGGACAAGAUCCACGAGAAGCUCUUUGUGGGCGCAAACCUUAAGUUCAAGAAGAUCCCCUUCGCCAAGAUCAACCAGCUCAAGUUUGACAGAAAGAAGGACUUGAAGGAAUGGGAGAGACUGCAAAAUAAACACGAGAAAAACAUCAGCUCAAAGAAGCAUGUCUUGGCUCGUGCCGGCAUCGACUACAAUAUCGACGAUUUGUAA
This is a messenger RNA of Pichia kudriavzevii, 813 nucleotides long. RefSeq lists its product as uncharacterized. Gene Ontology annotation, cellular component: nucleolus. Lineage: Eukaryota; Fungi; Ascomycota; Pichiomycetes; Pichiales; Pichiaceae. Bases 1 to 813 code for a protein of 270 amino acids. The record is from RefSeq and is a predicted model, not a curated record. Gene Ontology annotation, molecular function: RNA binding. Gene Ontology annotation, biological process: maturation of LSU-rRNA from tricistronic rRNA transcript (SSU-rRNA, 5.8S rRNA, LSU-rRNA). The transcript has a single exon.